Coregonus sp. 'balchen' is the source of this 24444-nucleotide messenger RNA. Lineage: Eukaryota; Metazoa; Chordata; Actinopteri; Salmoniformes; Salmonidae. The record is from the annotation of a GenBank genome assembly.
AUGGCACUGAAGGCUGUUUGCGUGCUAAAAGGAACCGGUGAAGUUACCGGGACCGUAUUCUUUGAGCAACAGGUAAAAUAUUUAUUUAAAAAGGAAAAAUACAUGCUUGCUUUUUUUUUUUGGCCACGGCAAAUCACAUGCAUGCACUUUGAGACGCAGUCUGUGCAGAUGGGCCUCGUCCAAAUAGCUAGCAACUUGGCUAUCUUAGCUAGCUAACUAACGUUACUUGUCAAAACCCUUUCAGAUACCUUAUGCAACAGUUGAGUUAGCGUUACUUAGCUCGCUAGCUGGUUAUUUUGCCCUGGCGAAGUGUAACGUUAGAUAGCUAUCUAUCUUUUGUAUCUGCCUUGUAAGGCCAGUUUCAUUCCGAGUUCAGUCAUGUCAUGCAAACGAUUUACUUGAUAGCCUGCUGACGUUAGCUACUGUAGCCAUAGGAACAUGUGUGACAACCUUUGCUACCGGUCGGCUCGAAACCUGUAGUUGCACUUUUAAGCCCUCGAUGUAAAUUAUCUACUCAAUUUUAGUUAGAUACUGUAGCUAUAGCUAGUAUUUUGUAAACAGGGGGGAAAUUAUGUGCGUUAAAUGCUAGCUAGUUCUGCCUGUUACACAUUUUUAACGUUAACUAGGAAGUUUGGGGGGUGCCUAGCUUAACUAUCAAACUAACCUUAGCUAGUUGACGUUACGUGUAACAGAUGAAUAAGUGACGACAUUUUUUUUUUUUUUUGCUGAGUCAUUCUAGCCUGUGUGCCAGUCCGUUUGUGCUCUCUGAGAACACACAGAGAUCUGGCACCAGGCUGGAGUCGUUCUGCUUUGGCCCCCAUUUUCCCUUGAACCUGGUCUGGUGUGUGGUAACCUAACUGUCGUGCCAAAUUUGCACGAAGAAGGCGUGUGGUCGUUGGGGCCACCAAACUAACAGUUGUAGCUAGCAAGUUGACCGUUGAUCCCCCUCCAUUUCAAAAGUAGCCCAAACAGCUAGCUUGUUAUGGCUAGGUGCUAUGCUAGCCUCAGUGUCUGUUUUUGUGCUGUCAUGCCGAAUACUAAUACUUAAAUAGAGAGUAACACAUGGCUCAUUGAUGUGUUAAUUCUGUUUUUUUCCCCAACCCCUGACACAUCAUUUUGACAGCUAAUUUUACAUCAUGUGGUGUUUUGAUCUGUGUUUUCAACGUGUGUGCUCUCCCCUCAUGCCUAUGUUCUGCAGAGUGCCAAUGAUUCAGCAAAGCUCAGAGAUAACAGGGCUUGGCGAUAUGGACAAUAUCAUAUCGCAAUAUUUGUUUACAUUUUUGAUGGUGUUUUACUUAUGUUUUUGAAUAAUAGUUCUAAAUAUGCUUUACGAGUAGUUCAUGACCCUAGAGUGGCAACACAAAUUACAAGUCAUUUCCACGGGGCGUUCUCUCAAUUGGUAGAGCAUGGCGCUUGUAACGCCAGGGUAGUGGGUUCGAUCCCCGGGACCACCCAUACGUAAAAAUAUAUGCACACAUGACUGUAAGUCGCUUUGGAUAAAAGCGUCUGCUAAAUGGCAUAUUAUUAUACUGUUCAAUCCAAUUUCAAACAAAUCAUUUUCUGCAUUUUCAUCCAUUUCUGUAUUUCCUGUACUUUUUAUUAUUAUUUUCACUGUGUGCCACUCAGCAUGAAACUGGCGAAAAAAAUAUAGUCCUAGGAAAUUGGUGAACUUGGAAUUAUGGAAAUAUAAUGAUUAUUCUAAUUCUAUAGUUGGAAUAUAGUGGGCAGCACCUUGAAUACAUAGUUUUUUGACAUGACAACAAAUUAAUAAACAAGGGAGGAAUUAUUGACAGGGUAGGAACUAAAGUGUUGGGCAGUGUUUCCAGGUGUCCCUAAUUAGACGGAACAAAAGUAUAAACGCAACAUGUAAAGUGUUGGUCCCAUGUUUAAUAUGCAUGAAAAGCUUCUCUCAAAUUGUGCACAUUUGUUUACAUCCCUGUUAGUGUCCAUUUCUCAUUUUCCAAGAUAAUCCAUUCACCUGACAGGCGUGGCAUAUCAAGAAGCAUGAUCAUUACACAGGUGCACCUUGUGCUGGGGACAAUAAAAGGCCACUCUAAAACGUGCAGUUUUGUCACACAACACUGCCACAGAUGUCUCAAGAUUUGAGGGAGCGUGCAAUUGGCAUGCUGACUGCAGGAAUGUUCACCAGAGCUGUUGCCAGAGAAGUGAAUGGUCAUUUCUCUACCAUAAGCCAGCUCCAACAGCGUUUUAGAGAAUUUGUCAGUACGUCCAACCGGCCUCACAACUGCAGACCAUGUGUAUGUUGUUGUGAACAUAGUGCCUCAUGGAGGUAUGGGCAGACAUAAGCUACGGACAAUGAACACAAUUGCAUUUUAUCGAUGGCAAUUUGAAUGAACAAAAAUACGGUGACCAGAUCCUGAUGCCCAUUGUGAGGCCCAUUUUUAAAAUUUUUUUUUUAAGGUAUCUGUGACCAACAGAUGCAUGUCAUGUGAAAUCCAUAGAUUAAGGCAUAAUGAAUUUAUUUCAAUUUCCUCACUUCCUCAUAUGAACUGUAACUCUGUGAAAUCAAUGAAAUUGUUGUAUGUUGCGUUUUAUAAUUUGGUUCAGUAUAGAUGUUAAUUACAUGUAUUUUUUUACUUAAUCUAGCUAGCUAGCCAACUGUCACGCUUCUCCUAUUAAAUACCGUUGCACAAACAUACUUACCUAGGCCUACCCUAACACUGGUACCAGUAUUGGCUAGCUAGCUACGUUUGCUCUGGCUAUCAGUAAAUUUAGCAAGCUAGCUAGCCAGCUAAUUAGCAUUAGCGGCUAACAAAUUAUUUUAGCAACACCUUGCUAAGGAAAGAAACUAGCAGAUAGUCGUUAAACAAAUGGUGUGUAGAACGCUUGUGGAAAGCAGCAUGUCACCAAGAUUGUUGCAGCCAUCUGACCAUGCUGAGUGAACGGCAAGAAAGUGCUCGUGACUCCUUGGUCGAGCAACUGCUCUGUCCUUGAGGGGCAGGCAGGGCUUGGUGUGGUUAGCGGCAUGCAGUAGCAGAAGGAAAGGGGGGGCGAGACGACUAAAGUAGCAGAUGGCGUAAUCUAUAAAAACGGACAUUAUGCGCAUCACAUUUUAACAAACCAAACAUUGAAAUACUGUUAUAGAAGGUAAAGUAAAAACUCAAACCGGUCCGUCCGUCAAUACCGGUGUAUAUAGUAAAAUACGGUAUAACGCCCAGCCCGUGUUUGUUUGUUUGUUUCGGCUGUACAGGCCUAUAACUCGUGUCUGUCUGUAGGGUGAAAAUGCUCCAGUGACGCUGACAGGAGAGAUCUCGGGUCUGGCCCCGGGGGAACACGGCUUCCACGUCCACGCUUUCGGAGACAACACCAACGGCUGUAUGAGCGCCGGACCCCACUUCAACCCCCACAACAAGACCCACGGAGGACCCGAUGACGAAAUCCGGUUAGUCUGGCCCCAUGACUGAAAGAGUUACGCCUGCUAGACCAGGAGUUUUCAGACCUCUCCUCGGAUAUUCCCAGACGUUCCAUGUACAUAGGUCAGGGAGACAACACAAUUGUGAAAUGUCUGUGGGUCCCCCGGGGAGAGUUUUGAAAACCAUUGUGCUAGAUGGCAACACUAGAAAUGACCUUGUACAGUUGUACUGUUCAACAGACCGUUAUACAAAGAACCAUCAGACUUUAUUAGUAUGGUUAUGAUCAAGCACAUUUUAGAAUUUUGAUCUCAACUAAGUUAACGUAUUGAACCGUACCAUAGCAUGUAUAACUCUCGUCAGUCUUUAAAAAAAAAAAAAUACUUAUCGUAGACUAUGGGAGAAUCUCCAUGUCCUUGAUUUUUCACGCCUUCUCAUCCCCUUAAAACCCAUUGAUGUUCUGACCUUCUCAUCCCCUUAAAACACAUUGAUGUUCUGACCUUCUCAUGUUCUGACCUUCUCAUCCCCCUUAAAACCCAUUGGUGUUCUGACCUUCUCAUCCCCUUAAAACACAUUGAUGUUCUGACCUUCUCAUGUUCUGACCUUCUCAUCCCCCUCAAAACCCAUUGAUGUUCUGACCUUCUCAUCCCCCUUAAAACCCAUUGGUGUUCUGACCUUCUCAUCCCCUUAAAACCCAUUGAUGUUCUGACCUUCUCAUCCAAUGUUUUUUGAUAAGGUGGCGAGGACGCAAGGAAUCUAGUGAUGGGGGGUUCGAAGGUCGAUAGUUACAUAUCGGGAUAUUAUUUUUGGCGAUUAUAUCGUUUUGACAAUAUCCCAAUAUUAUUUUUGUGCUAGUUGGCUGUACCUGCACCAGAACUCCAGUAUUUUCCCCUCCAUAGCGUGUUCUCCAUCCUUUUUAUAUAGGGGAAACCAUUUGUUUUCAACACUUGUUUAUUCCAAUGACCUGAUCAGCAUUUUGUUUCCGUGGCUCCCUCGUCCCUCACCAGGGCUGCCUAACCCUCUUUCCUGGAGAUCUACUGUCCUGUAGGUUUUCAGUCCAACCCUAAUUUAGCAUAUCUGAUUCAGCUGGUUAAGAUCUUGUUGAGCAGCUAAUAAGUAGAAUCAGAUAUGCUAAAUUAGGGUUGGACUAAAAAAACCUACAGGACAGAUCUCCAGGAAGAGGGUUGGGCAACCAUGGUGUAGACGGUAUAGCGAAAUGGUUACUUGCAAUAUCAAAAAUAGAUAAGUGUCAAUAUAAAGGGGGGGAAAAAAGAACAAGUCUCAAUGCCAGUAGAGAAAGAACAAAAUGAAUAUACAGUAUGUACAAGAACAAUAUCAAUAACGUGAUAUUGGUGAUAGAUGAGGUAGUUAUAUGCAUACAGUCAGGGGUAAAGUGGCUGAACAGCAGGAUAGAGAAAAAAUAGUAGCAGCAACGUAUGGCGUGUGUGUGUUAGGAGAGAGUCAUGUGAAUGUCCAUAGAGGCACUGCAGAUAGUGCUGAUGACUGGGAACUCACCCCGAGUGAUGAACUGGUCCGUCCAAACCACGCGUGAACAAGGGACCUAUAUUCGGGGGAGCCUGUUUCUGUCCUGCCCUUGACUUUGGUGCAGGUCAUGUGAUGUCCAUAGCCUCUUCGUCGCAAAACUUCCUGAUCUUCUCAAAAAUAUACGUUUUGACUAGCUGUGUCCAGUCCAGGUGGUGCUUGUACAGGCAGACCAUCUAUGGGAGGAAGGAUGUCAGCGUUGGUGACACCAACACCAGGCUGCCCGAGCAUCGAAGCUGUAAAACAGGAAAUGACAAAACAAACUGAGAAGACAUUACAACCUCGCAUAACAUCAAUUCACCUCCCAAGUUCAGAUAAGAAGAAUAACCUCAUGCACUGAAAAUGAUAUUCACCUGAAGUGCUGGUACUGCUUGAUCUGUGGCAGCGGCCUGAAGUACGGGGUCAGGCUGGCAACAAAACCUUUAGCUUUCCACCAGCACCGUACCAUCCUCCAGUCCAACCAGCUGUGGGAUGUUGACCCCUGUCACAGUGCUGUCCUUCACCACACCAGCAAUCUCGGACAAAGUGUUCACUCUGGUCUUUCUGAAGCGCUGCUUGAUGAGGCCGAAGCACCAGUUGGGGGGGCAAACUUGGUGUGGCCUGUGAUCAGGAAGUGAAGGUCCCAAUCAAAACGUGUUGUUUAUGCUUUACAUACCAAGUGUUGUCAUCGAUUCCUUGUAGAGACGCUACACCGCUGCUUUUGUCACAUGAGAUGGCAGCAGCUUUCCACCAAAGUGUUUGUGUCCUGGGUGGCGUCCUGGUAAUACUAUUGCAUUAACCUCUGCGUGGUUGUUGAUGAAGUUCACAACUCGCUGCAAGUCCUCAAGCUUCAGGUGUAACCUGUGCUUGUUUGGGCCAUCUCUCUUUUUAAUGGGAGGCAUUAGACCGUUCUCCUUGUAUGACUGGUGGAGGAGAGUCAGGCGUGUUCUACUGAUACUGAAAGACAAAUUCCAGAUGCAAAUAUUGUAGCAUUAUUAUACAAUAGAUGUCUUUUAAUCACCGUCAGACACACCUGGCUAAUUGAUGGGUCAUGUAAUCAUCUGGCAAAGUGGAGUCUUUUGUUUAGACAUGUAGCUAGCUAAAGAAUGUACCAUAAUUCCAAUCCAUAGAGUGCUAGCAAUACAAACCGAUUUGUCAUAGCUAGCUAAAGUUAACCAAAUAGUUUCAAUGUUAGCUAGCUAACAUUAGGCUAUAACUAGCAAUGCAAAUGGCUUUGAGAUAAUAUUACUACACAGAUCAUACACGUAAUGUUAGCUAGAGAGCCAGCCAUCUAACGUUAGCUAGCUAACAGUAAGCUUUAACUUGCAAUGAAAACAACUUUCUGACAAAAUUAGAAACGUAUAAUAUCUGAAACUGUAGCUAGACUCUUACCCGUAUACAUGGAUGAACGCUUCACUACAGAUUCCAACCCCUUUCAUUAGAUGAGACGUCCUGUGCCGUUUCCGUUUUUGUUUGUUCAACUUGCUUGGCCACUCUGGUUCACACUGACCGUGUGCAAUGCCAUAAGAAUCGUCCUCCUGAAAGUAGUCCAUUAACUUUUUCCCACUGACCUUUUGUCUAUAGCGCCUGAUCAAUUCAGGGCAGCAAUGUUAUUGCUGUUGCAACAUAUUUGCAGUUCUCCAUGGCUAACGUUAUAUAUUUUAAACUGCAGUAGAAAGGAUUACACAUAACGAGCGGCUCAUUUUAUAAACAGAAGCUGCUACACGGCAGACCAAUCCGAAACUCAUCUCUCGGCAUGUCCAGCCCAUUCAUUAUCUCAGCCAAUCAUGGCUAGCAGAAAGGUUCUUCUCCUUUUCUGUGGCUAAACCAACUAGAUAAUCGUAUUUACAGUUGACAUACAUGCUAUUAAGGCACAUGAAAGUUCAAAUGUUCCAGGAGGCAUUUCUGCCAAAAAAGGCAUUUUGUUAAAAAAAUCUAAAUAAACGUUCAAAUGCCUCUCCUGUGAAGUCGUGACUUACGAUGUACGCCUAGUUUCCUGAAACGAGUCACGUAUGGUGAGCAAUAUGUUUGGAAUAUUGAAUUGCAUUAAAAUCACUAUCGAAUCGCAAUACAUAUCGUAUCGGCACCUAAAUUAUGGUGAUAAUAUUGUAUCGCGAGGUCCCUGGCAAUUCAUAGGAAUCAAAUAAAUGAAAUUAUUCUCUGAGUCUGUUCUUAUCACAUUCCUCGCUGCCUCUCGCAUCACAUGUAGGCAUCAAGCAACUGUCCUUAUGUUGUCUGUCUGUUGGCUUGACCAGCUGAUGUCCAGCAGAACCGUUGGCUUGACCAGCUGAUGUCCAGCAGAACCGUCCUGGUGGAGAGGUUGCAUGGUGGAACCUUUUUAAUGAUUGGCUCUAGGGCUUAAUCCCCAUAAAUAGCAGUGCAUUCGGAAAGUAUUCAGACCCCUUGACUUUUUCCACAUUUUAUGUUAGUCCUCAUCAAUCUACACACAAUACCCCAUAAUGACAAAGCAAAAAGUCAUUUUUUAAAUUUUUGUUGCACAUUUAUAAAAAAAAAAGAAGAAAAACUCACUUAUGUUAGCAUUCAGACCCUUUACUUAGUACUUUGUCGAAGCACUUUUUGGCAGCGAUUACAGCCUCAAGUCUUCUUGGGUAUGACGCUACAAGCAUGGCACACCUGUAUUUGGGGACCAGAACAGCAGAAAAGUUUAGCCUCACGAUUUACAUCGCUAACUCUACCUUUUUUAAAUGCUAUGUUGACUCUUAUUGAGUAGAUCUGUGAUGGAAUCAAAUGAGAUCUACACAUGCAGUGAUAAAGAGGUUUUAGAAAUGUCAACCACCUACUCUUGGCUCUCACCAUUGUUUUGUUACGGUGUGCACAUUGGGGGUAAACUAUUCUAAAGCUGUACCCUUUCCUCUGACAUCAUAUCCUGUCUGUGUUGCUAGGCACGUAGGGGACCUUGGCAACGUGACUGCAGGAGCUGACAACGUGGCUAAGAUCAACAUCUCUGACAAGAUGCUGACUCUCACUGGACCUUACUCUAUCAUUGGCAGGACCAUGGUGGUAAGAACAGUUGUCUCGUUAUCUGACCUACAUUGGUGGUGUUCAAUAGGAAUAAAAUGCUCAAACUGAGUUUUCUAAAUAAAGUUUUCACCCUCAUCUCCCCUCUUGCUCUCUUUCACUCUUGCGCUCGCUCUGUCCUCUCUGUUCUCUCUCUGCUCUCUCUCUGUCCUCGCGCUCUCUCUCUCUGUCCUCGCGGUCUCUCUCUCUCUGUCCUCGCUCUCUCUCUCCUGUCUCUGUCUCUCUGUCUCUGUACUACCCCCCCCCCCCCCUUUUAUCAUUAGAUCCAUGAGAAGGCUGAUGAUCUGGGAAAAGGAGACAACGAGGAGAGUCUGAAGACGGGCAACGCUGGCGGUCGCCAGGCCUGCGGAGUUAUUGGCAUUACCCAGUAAACACACACACCCUUACCGGGAGCACUGGAACCACUAGCCACUGCUUGAAGACCAGCGUAGCUACGCCGAACCCAUAGAAGACUCUGUAAAAUAUAUAUAUGUAACCCCACAUCUACCCUUAGCCCUUACCUAGACCUCUAUGGCACCUCACGUAGAUCUGACAGAAUUUGGGGUGUGUCCUUAAUGGCCACCUAUCGUUUAUAUAGUGCACUACUUUUGAAUAGGGCCCAUAGGACUCUGGUCAAGAGUAGUGCACUAUAUUACAUGGGAUAGGGCGCCGUAUGGGGGACGGAGACCCCUGGGUUCUCAGGGCUUUGACUCGGGACGUUGGAGACGGCGUGUGUGCGGCCCAAAUGACACCCUAUUUAGACCAGAGCCCUACGGCAGGUACAGACAAUAUGCUAGGAGCUUCCCCCUCCGAUAGGCUGGGUGGACGUUUCACCAUAUUGCUUGUACCUGUAAAAAAAAAUCCUUUCAGGUCGAGUGCCCUACGAGGCAGCGGCUAGGGGUGGAUUAGGGGAUUUGGUUUCUAAUGACCACAGAAUAUAAAGCGCUUAUUGAAGUUGUUGACUGUCAACCGUAUACCGGUUUGUCCUGCUACGACAGUUGUUGCUUCCUGUCUGUACGUGAUUGAAUAUUCUGGUACGCUGUCCCAAAAUAUGUGUUAAACAUUGCGAGUCUGAAAUGGCACCCUAGACCCUUUUUACAGCGCGCUACUUUUGACCAGUGGCCGAUUUUGGACACACCUAUUAUGUUCACUUUGUGUGCCAAGCUGCCCAAUAAAGAAAUGCAUUGUCACUGGUGAUACUUGAUUGUGUUAUGUUUUUUUUUAAGUUUUUUUUUCCUAUGGUCAUCAUUAGCUUAGAAAUCCCAGUCUUGUCGCGUCCAGUGGAGGAGAUUUGGAAGGACGGUAAUGCGAGACUAUGAGGGUGGUCGACGUACAGGGCUACAGGUGUGGGCAGGGAUGCUGCUGUUCUACAGAUUGGAAACAUUUUUUUUUUUUGUCUGUACGUAAACUUUCAGUAGCAUCCUGAGUAAGCAUUAGUGCCAGUUUGAAUAACACAACCUAGACAAAUGUAUUUGUUGAAUCGAAAGGGUGUGUAGUGUGUACCAACUAUAUCUCCGCAGGUCCUAGGGUUGUUGACCGCUGUGUUACUGCUUACAAAAUAAUGGCCUCUUGACUGUCGGACUCGGUGUACAGUCGUCAAAAGUUUUGAAUGACACAAAUACAAAUUCUUCACAAAGUCUGCUGCCUCAGUUUUUAUGAUGGCAAUUUGCAUAUACUCCAGAUUGUUAUGAAGAGUGAUCAGAUGAAUUUCAAUUAAUUGCAAAGUCCCUCUUUACCAUGAAAAUGAACUUAAUCCCCCCCAAAAAAACAUUUCCAAUGCAUUUCAGCCCUGCCACAAAAGGACCAGCUGACAUCAUGUCAGUGAUUCUCUCAUUAACACAGGUGAGAGAGUUGACGAGGACGGAGAUCACUGUCAUGCUGAUUUACAUUUUAGUCAUUUAGCAGACGCUCUUAUCCAGAGCGACUUACAGUUUAGUGAGUGCAUACAUUUUUCAGACUAGCCCCCUGUGGGAAUCGAACCCACAACCUUGGCGUUGCAAGCGCCAUGCUCUACCAACUGAGCUACAGGAGGCUGAUUGAGUUAAAAUAACAGACUGGAAGCUUUAAAAGGAGGGUGGUGCUUGAAAUCAUUGUUCUUCCUCUGUUAACCAUGGUUACCUGCAAGGAAACGUGUGCCGUCAUCAUUGCUUUGCACAAAAAGGGCUUCACAGGCAAGGAUAUUGCUGCUAGUAAGAUUGCACCUAAAUCAACCAUUUAUCGGAUCAUCAAGAACUUCAAGGAGAGAGGUUCAAUUGUUGUGACGAAGGCUUCAGGGCGCCCAAGAAAGUCCAGCAAGCGCCAGGACCGUCUCCUAAAGUUGAUUCAGCUGCGGGAUCAGGGCAUCACCAGUGCAGAGCUUGCUCAGGAAUGGCAGCAGGCAGGUGUGAGUGCAUCUGCACGCACAGUGAGGCAAAGGCUUUUGGAGGAUGGCCUGGUGUCAAGAAGGGCAGCGAGGAAGCCACUUCUCUCCAGGAAAAACAUCAGGGACAGACUGAUAUUCUGCAAAAGGUACAGGGAUUGGACUGCUGAGGACUGGGGUAAAGUCAUUUUCUCUGAUGAAUCCCCUUUCCGAUUGUUUGGGGCAUCCGGAAAAAAGCUUGUCCGGAGAAGACAAGGUGAGCGCUACCAUCAGUCCUGUGUCAUGCCAACAGUAAAGCAUCCUGAGACCAUUCAUGUGUGGGGUUGCUUCUCAGCCAAGGGAGUGGGCUCACUCACAAUUUUGCCUAAGAACACAGCCAUGAAUAAAGAAUGGUACCAACACAUCCUCCGAGAGCAACUUCUCCCAACCAUCCAAGAACAGUUUGGUGACGAACAAUGCCUUUUCCAGCAUGAUGGAGCACCUUGCCAUAAGGCAAAAGUGAUAACUAAGUGUCUCGGGGAACAAAACAUCAACAUUUUGGGUCCAUGGCCAGGAAACUCCCCAGACCUUAAUCCCAUUGAGAACUUGUGGUCAAUCCUCAAGAGGCGGCUGGACAAACAAAAACCCACAAAUUCUAACAAACUCCAAGCAUUGAUUAUGCAAGAAUGGGCUGCCAUCAGUCAGGAUGUGGCCCAGAAGUUAAUUGACAGCAUGCCAGGGUGGAUUGCAGAGGUCUUGAAAAAGAAUGACUCUUUGCAUAAACUUAAUGUAAUUGUCAAUAAAAGCCUUUGACACUUAUGGAAUGCUUGUAAUUAUACUUCAGUAUACCAUAGUAUCAUCUGACAAAAAUAUCUACAAACACUGAAGCAGCAAACUUUGUGAAGACCAAUACUUGUGUCAUUCUCAAAACCUUUGACCACGACUAUAGUAGUACAGUAGAAAAGAUUGCUCUGGUCAUUUAGUAGUGGUAGUGUUUUUUGGUGACACUAGAUGGCGCCAUCGCCCUGUCCCGGUCACAGGGAGUGGUUGGUGACAGUGAAGAAGAGGGAUAACUCAGGCCAAAAUCUGUUUCCUCUGACAAGGUGCUGGGGUUUUUUCGACUCCCCAGGCGAGGAGUUUUUGUAUGGCGGUAAAUGAGUGUCGAAUUUGGUCAACAAAAAAUCUAAUGGCAUCCAGGCUCUGUCGUAGCCGGCUGCGACCGGGAGACCCAUGGGGCGGCGUGCAAUUGGCCCAGCGUCGUCCAGGGUAGGGGAGGGAAUGGCUGGCAGAGAUGUAGCUCAGUUGAUAGAGCAUGGCGUUUGCAACGUCAGGGUUGUGGGUUCGAUUCCCACAGGGGGUAUGAAAAAAAAAUAAUGUAUGCACUAACUGUAAGUCGCUCUGGAUAAGAGCGUCUGCUAAAUGACUAAAAUGUAAAUGUAAAUGUUAUUAAUGCUUAGGUUAAGUGUACUGCUAUAAGUAGGGAAUGUGAGAAAAAACACUGUCGGAGUUGUGCCUGUUGUUCACACGUAGGGCUGUGGCGGUCAUGACAUUUUCUCAGCUGCUGAUUGUUAAGCAAAUAACUGCCGGUCUCACAGUAACCAUUAAUUAACAAACAUAUUUUAGCAUCUCCUGGCUUCCACGCAUAGCCUACAAGCCGUUGAUGCAGACCUUUUGGAACAUCUACAUUUAAAAAAGUCUAAUAAAUCCAUGUAAUAUAGCCUACACCAUCACAAUAAAUCCAUUAUUUAUUUUAGACAGGUCUAAAGAAACGUGUUAAGAAGAAUGUAGUUAUUUCAGAAGAACAGAAUAGCAUACUUUGAGUCGUCAAUAUGUUAGGCCCUGAUACAGCCAACAAGAUGAGUAGGCCUAACGAACAGCCAAAGCACUAGCCAUAUGUCAAUCUACUAUCCCCCAUAGUACAGAAGUUGACCUAUUCUAUUCUGUGCAAGAAAUAAAUAUUCCAAACAGUUGUGGGAUGCGAUUAGAUCCCAAAUUAAUACAACCACGCGCAUCAAAAAAAACCUUUAAAGGCAAUGAGGCUGAUGCAACAGAUCAGAACGUUUAGCUUUAAAAUGUUAUUCGGCUAUUUCUUCACAUCAGCGCAGCAAUGCGCACACGGCAGUAGGCUAUAAGCGCGAAUGUUCCAAAAUGCAAUCAAUUAGCGGAAAAAAAAAACACUGUUCUGAAGUGACCAUAAAUGCGAUGAUGCAUGUAACGCUUUAUUAUAAAAAUGCAUUGUUAUGGUGUAAAUGAUUGUACCCAAACUUGAAACUCGUGCGCCGCCUAUGUAUGCCAGAUAGACUCUACACCGGUUGUAAAGCGGAUUAAUGUGCUUAAUUUCAAGAAGUUAUUUGGCCACUUUAGUUGUGAUACAAACCUUAUCAAAACAUAUAGGCCUACGGGCUAGGUUACAUGAGGUGUGGGACUAUGAUUAGAAAAAGUCGCCAAAAAAAGGUAUGCAUUGCUUCUUGCCUUACGCUGGGCAUCAUUCACAAGUGAUAAUAAAUCAUUCACAAGUGAUAGGCUAAUAUUGUCACCCAUCAGACUAUUCUUGAUUUAAUCUUGUCUUUACAUAUACUAAAUAAUAUAUGUGUGAAAUUUGUUUUGAUUUAGAAUGGACCAUUAUCAUGCACCUGUCUCGAAACGGGGAAAAAAAGACAUGUCGUCUAUGCACUUAAAUAGCGAAUGGAGGACGCUUUUCCCCUAGUUCAUUUUCAUGCCAGCCAGGUAGACUAAACUCCUGUUGUAAAGAUAAACAAUGUGCUUAAUAUUAGGAAAGUUGAGAAAUAAAUAUAGUAGGACUAGCCUAUAGAAAGCUGAUGGGAUCCUCCUCUUUUUAAUAGAGGCCAUCAAAACUCUGUUUUCUCAUGCAAUUGCAUAGCCUAUAGAAAUGUUUCACAACAUGAGUGCGUGGGGUCUCAUGAAUUGUUUGAUUUGAUUUUUUAAAAACAUUUCCAUUGAUGUCAGAGUGAUUAGAGGGACAAUAGAGUGCUGAGUACCAGGCAGUUAGCAAGUUUGGUAGGAUACUAAUGACCAGCAGCAGCAUCAGAGCCUGGAGAAGCCUAGUUACCGUGACUAAACAGUCACGUGGAAUUUGACUGCGGUCAUGACUCGUGACCGCCGGUGUGGCGGUAAUAAGAUAACUGGAACAGCCCUAUUCACACAUCUAUUUUCCCUAUCGUUGACUAGAAUGGUCCCACCUGAUCUCGCCUCCUCCCGACUUUGAGGACACGUGUAUUUCCAUUGUUAGUGGCCACUCAACGAUCUGGUCCAUAUCAUGGAUAAUCUAUCAUGGUGAGCAGGGUUGUGGUCAUUUAGAUCUAUGGUUGGAUUAAAUCAAUUUCAAUUCAUAAAGUAAACUGAAAUUCCAAAUUAAUUUUUUAUGAACAAUUAUUUUACUUUAAAGAUGCACUAUGCAGAAAUCGCUCCGCCAUUUAUUUCCUGGUUGCUAAAAUUGUAGUAGUUCGCUUAAUUUCAGUUUGUUUACAAAACAAGCAAGUGUAGUGUAGAGAAUCAUUGUACCUUCUAAAUCGCUGUGGAAUUUAUUUUCCAUAACCAAAAAUAUUGUAUUUUCAUCUGUUUCAAGCUGGUGUACAAAACCGAACGUAAAAGACGCAAAAACAAAACUUAAGAACGGGAAGCAUAGAAAUAGAACACAUAGAACAGAUCUACCGCUUCUUAGACUUGCUUUCAAUGAGAAUUACAGAUCUAUUAUUCACAUCUGGCCGUGUGGUGCCAGGACAACAACCUCUCCCUCAACGUGACCAAGACAAAGGAGAUGAUUGUGGACUACAGGAAAAAAAAGAGGACUGAGCACGCCCCCAUUCUCAUCGACGGGGCUGUAGUGGAACAGGUUGAGAGCUUCAAGUUCCUUGGUGUCCACAUCACCAACGAACUAUCAUGGUCCAAACACACCAAGACAGUCGUGAAGAGGGCACGACAAAGCCUAUUCCCCCUCAGGAGACUAAAAAGAUUUGGCAUGGGUCCUCAGAUCCUCAAAAAAUUCUACAGCUGCACCAUCGAGAGCAUCCUGACUGGUUGCAUCACCGCCUGGUAUGGCAACUGCUUGGCCUCUGACCGCAAGGCACUACAGAGGGUAGUGCGUACGGCCCAGUACAUCACAGGGGCAAAGCUCCCUGCCAUCCAGGACCUCUAUACCAGGCGGUGUCAGAGGAAGGCCCUCAAAAUUGUCAAAGACUCCAGUCACCCUAGUCAUAGACUGUUCUCUCUGCUACCGCACGGCAAGCGGUACCGGAGUGCCAAGUCUAGGUCCAAAAGACUUCUCAACAGCUUCUACCCCCAAGCCAUAAGACUCCUGAACAGCUAAUCAUGGCUACCCGGACUAUUUGCACUGCCCCCCCCACCCCAUACUUUUUACGCUGCUGCUACUCUGUUAAGUAUUUAUGCAUAGUCACUUUAACUCUACCCACAUGUACAUAUUACCUCAACUACCUCAACUAGCCGGUGCCCCCGCACAUUGACUAUGCAACGGUACCCCCCUGUAUAUAUAGCCUCCCUACUGUCACUUUAUUCUAUUGUAUAUAUAGCCUCCCUACUGUCACUUUAUUUUUUACUUCUGCUCUUUUUUUCUCAACACUUUUUUUGUUGUUGUUUUAUUCUUACUUUUUUUGUUUAAAAUAAAUGCACUGUUGGUUAAGGGCUGUAAGUAAGCAUUUCACUGUAAUGUCUGCACCUGUUGUAUUCGGCGCAUGUGACCAAUAAAAUUUGAUUUGAUUUGAUUUGAUUUGAUUUCUAUGUGAAUUUGGUCGGCUCACCCAAAAAGUUACACAUUCAACUUUAUUUUAUAAAGCCCAUUUUACAUCAACAGUUGUCACAAAGUGCUUAUACAGAUACCCUGCCUAAAACCCCAAAGAGCAGGCAAUGCAGAUGCAGAAGCACAGAAAUUAAAUUGACCCCAAUCCAGAGUGGUAUAGAGCCCCACAGUGGAGGUGUCAUAAUACACAUAAAACCUAGCGGUCAAACAGGGAAAUGGUUCCAAUCGUUUUUCCACCAUUCAUUUUCCCCAUAGGGGAUUUUAGAAACACUUAAAAUAAGGGCUGUGUUUCGUGUAGGCUUACCUUGGCGUGACGUUUUGAUAACCAUAUAAAUCUCUCAGACAAGGUGACUUUUAUCAAUACAUUCAGCUCUCAGAUUCGAAAAUGCUAAUUAGCAUCAAAGUAGGCUCCUGCAUGUCAUCUCUAGCUGACACCUUUGCUAACAGGUAUUGUGUCAACUUAAAACUUGCCCAAGACAGUUCACAGAAUUGUCAAUUUUAAGAAAUGUAACCAAUUUAUUCAUUACAAAAUUUAGCUAACAUUAGAUCGUUAAUCCAGAGAUUCUUACCUUUGCCUCGAUCCGGCAGUCUCGUCCAGAUCAUCAUGGCAUUUGUAGUUCUUAAUGAUAGCCACAUUAGCAGCUAAUUAGCAUUUCAUGUUUGGGGGGGUAAAUACACGCAAAUAUAUUGAUAAAAGUCACCUUGUCCUAGAGAGAUUUACACGGUUAUCUAAACGUCACGCCAGGGUAAGCCUACAGGAAACACAGCCCUUAUUUUAAGUGUUUCAAAAAUUUUGAAAAAACGAUUGGAACCAUUUCCUUAUUUGACUGCUAGGUUUUAUGGGUAUUAUGACUCAUACUGUGGUACUCUAUACCACAGAUGGAACAAUGAGCCACGUUUCACCCGAUGUAUAAAUCUGAUGCAUCCGGUUGGUGAUGAGAAGAAGCCCAGUGGGAGAAGAUGGAGCGAGAUGGAUUUUGGUCAAAUUCUGCACAUUUUUCUCAUCGAUGAAACAUUUGAUCUCAAUACAGUUUUCUGUUCCCAAAACUAGAAUCUGUUACGAACAGAGUGGACAAAGUUUUGUAUACUUUGACCAUUGCCAAAGUAAAAAUUUUUUGCGUUGUUUAGGAGUGCAAGACCGAAUUGAGUUACAGCACAUGCACACUUCAAAGUGGGCGUUCCCAAAUGGAAAUAUGCAAAUACAUGCUACAAUGCACCAAUAGGAUCUCGCUAGCUCGUGCUUGGCUCUGCCCACCUCCUUGCUUGUUCUGUCCUCUAUGAUUAAUUUGCUCCCAUUGGAAACGACAGGAUAUGGUCUAUCAUGGGUUAGUUAUGAAAAUCUUUGGGUAUACUACGAAGCAAGCUAGAUCUACUCAGGCUUUUAUAAAGCUAGCCAACUUCAGUUAGCUUCACAUUCCAGCUCAGGAUUCUUCUGUAUUACUAUGAUGGAUGGAUAUUGCUCGUCCGCCUACCGAAACAGUUUGCACAUAUAUUAUGGCAAAAUAUUGUGAGAUUUUUGUUCGCUUUGGUGUUUGGCAGCAUUUGGCAGGGGUUUUUCCGGCUGUUCGAGCACACACAUUUUUUUUCUUGAGGUUAGUCGAAAUUCGGUAGCCGAAGUCUACGCCCCUUUGUCGGUGAUUGGUCAAAAGUUAGGGAUUCUUCAAUUAAGUGUUUGUUGUCAUUCUUUGAGAGAAGACUAGUUUCAUGCACGUUUUUUCACUUGAGAAAUACUGCACCAAACAUCCAUAAUUCCUUCAAUUCUGACCAGUUUCCCAGUCCCUGCCGAUGAAAAACAUCCCCACAGCAUGAUGCUGCCACCACCAUGCUUCACUGUGGGGGUGGCGUUCUCGGGGUGAUGAGAGGUGUUGGGUUUGCGCCAGACAUAGCGUUUUCCUUGAUGGCCAAAAAGCUCAAUUUUAGCCUCAUCUGACCAGAGUACCUUCUUCCAUAUUUUUGGGGAGUCUCCCACAUGCCUUUUGGCGAACACCAAACGUGUUUGCCUAUUUUUUUCUUCAAGCAAUGGCUUUUUGUCUGGCCACUUUUCCGUAAAGCCCAGCUCUGUGGAGUGUACGGCUUAAAGAGGUCCUAUGGACAUAUACUCUAAUCUCCGCUGUGGAGCUUUGCAGCUCCUUCAGGGUUAUCUUUGGUGUCUUUGUUGCCUCUCUGAUUAAUGCCCUCCUUGCCUGGUCUGUGAGUUUUGGUGGGCGGUCCUCUCUUGGCAGGUUUGUUGUGGUGCCAUAUUCUUUCCAUUUUUUAAUAAUGGAUUUAAAUGGUGCUCCGUGGGAUGUUCAAAGUUUCGCAUAUUUUUUUAUAACCCAACCGUAAUCUGUACUUCUCCACAACUUUGUCCCUGACCUGUUUGGAGAGCUCCUUGGUCUUCAUGGUGCCGUUUGCUUGGUGGUGCCCCUUGCUUAGUGGUGUUGCAGACUCUGGCGCCUUUCAGAACAGGUGUAUAUUUACUGAGAUCAUGUGACAGAUCAUGUGACACUUAGAUUGCACACAGGUGGACUUUAUUUAACUAAUUAUGUGACUUCUGAAGGUAAUUGGUUGCACCAGAUCUUAUUUAGGGGCUUCAUAGCAAAGGGGGUGAAUACAUAUGCACGCACCACUUUUCCGUUAUUAAUUUUUUAGAAUUCUUUUAAACAAGUAAUUUUUUUCAUUCCACUUCACCAAUUUGGACUAUUUUGUGUAUGUCCAUUACAUGAAAUCCAAAUAAAAAUCAAUUUAAAUUAUAGGUUGUAAUACAACAAAAUAGGAAAAACGCCAAGGUGGAUGAAUAAUUUUGCAAGGCACUGUACAGGGAAAUUCUUGAGGGAAACCUGUUUCAGUCUUCCAGAGAUUUGAGACUGGGACGGAGGUUCACCUUCCAGCAGGACAAUGACCCUAAGCAUACUGCUAAAGCAACACUUGAGAGGUUUAAGGGGAAACAUUUAAAUGUCUUGGAAUGGCCUAGUCAAAGUCCAGACCUCAAUCCAAUUGAGAAUCUGUGGUAUGACUUAAAGAUUGCUGUACACCAGCGGAACCCAUCCAACUUGAAGGAGCUGGAGCAGUUUUGCCUUGAAGAAUGGGCAAAAAUCCCAGUGGCUAGAUGUGCCAAGCUUAUAGAGACAUACCCCAAGAGACUUGCAGCUGUAAUUGCUGCAAAAGGUGGCUCUACAAAGUAUUGACUUUGGGGGGGUGAAUAGUUAUGCAUGCUCAAGUUUUCAGUUUUAUUGUCUUAUUUCUUGUUUGUUUCACAAAAAACUCUGAAUUAUCCCAACUGUUACACCGAGAAGGUUUAUCGACGGCGAGUUUUCUGGAAAAUUGCCCUUUUAGUCCUCAUGCUAGGUAGCACAAGCCACAGCAGCCAUUUUGGAAUGGCUGUGUUAGCCGCAUUCAGCAGGCUACGGUGUGAAAUUAAUAUGCUUUUAGAAGUGCCGUCUUCUAUUUUAUGACUUAUCGUUAAUGCCGUCUUUGGUGUGCUUAGCAAUGCACAAGCACCCUUUCCCCCCCCCACUCCUAUUGCUCCUUCUGUGGAACAGCUUGUUGCGUUGUGGUGGCGAUAGACAUAUAAUCCAUAGAAGGGUUUUGAAACCUCUAACCCAGGCAAUUUGACUGUUAAACUCAUGGGUACGCUAGCAAUGGCCGACGGUCUUGACUUGAAUGGGAACUGCCAUCUAUGAAUUAUAUGUCUAUGGUUGGUUCUGCCUGUCAGUUUUGCACACUCUUGGCAUUCUCUCAACCAGCUUCACCUGGAAUGCUUUUUCCAACAGUCUUGAAGGAGUUCCCACAUAUGCUGAGCACUUGUUGGCUGCCUUUUUCUUCACUCUGCGGUCCGACUCAUCCCAAACCAUUGUGGAGGCCAGGUCAUCUGAUGCAGCACUCCAUCACUCUCCUGGUUAUAAGGUGAGCCACUUUUGUGAUACCGGUGUCCUGAGUUCAACUCAAGAGUUGACCAAAGUUACCUCGCUAACUCCUCAAACCGGAUUUUCUCUGGUGGAGAGAGACAGGUUUUCUGGCCCUAAAGGGCGGUGUUGAGCUGUGCUUGAUAACAGGUAGACUACUGUGGAUCUACAGGCUUCAAUGCGUCCCAAACGGCACCAUAUUGACCACCCUAUUCCCUAUAUAGUGUACUACUUUUGAUGAGGGCUCAUAGGGCACAGUGGUCAAAAGUAGUGCACUAUAUAGGGAAUAGGGUGCCAUUUGGGGGACACUGUCUGAAUGUACAGAAUGUUCUUCUGUGAUGCUUUCAGUCCUAUAAUCUCUGUUCAUUGUGAAUCUGCAUUCUGGUGAGCUGUUGACGUUUUAAGAAAGUCUGAUCAACAUGUCCUCAAGUGGACGUUUUCCUCUUAUUGUAGAAACCACACCAUGUGUUAGCGUCUACACAGUGCUGUGCCUUAGACCGCUGCGCCACUCGGGACUCACUUCGACGUACUUCUGACUCAUUGUACACAGUUUAAGCUAGAAACGUAAUGCAAACUUUAAAACAUGUAGACUGGUCUGGAGCAGUGUGCUUGUAUAUAACUUUUUGAUAUCUUUUAUACUUUUUAAACUAUUAUGCUUUAUGUACUUUUUUGUCCAUCUUUUCAUUCACUUUCAUGGGAUUUCUUCAACAUUAUAAAGGUGACAUCGUGACACCAUUGUGACGUCAUGACUUCCAACAUUCCAUUCACUGUGAAUGCAACAAUGAAAUGUUUUACACAAAUCAGCUACUUUGGAAACUUUCCCAACAAGUUAGACAAAAUGUUCGUGUAUGAAAUCCUCCUCUACUUUUCUGCUAUUCAAAUCUGAAAUCACAACAAAAAUAUGUUAUACCAAUCAAAAGUUACAGCUGUUUUUCAGAGUUUGUAAUGAUGAAAAGUAGCUAACUAACAUCAGCUAAACGCUCUCUCAUGUCUCGUCCUUGAGCAGCCCGAGCCAUUGCUAUGAGGUGAGUAACCAUUGUGACAUCACAACUUCCAACAUUCCAUUCACUGUGAAUGCAACAAUGUAACUUUUGACACAAAUCAGCUACUUUUACCACAAGUUAGACAAAAUGUUAGUGUUUGAACUCGUUCUCUACUUCUCUGCUAUUCAAAUCUGAAAUCACAACUUAAAUAUCUUCUAUCAAUCGAACGUUACAGCUGUGUUAGUAACCGCAUUACAAACAACUACCACUUUUCACCACUUUCCCAACAAGUUGGAUGAAAACCGUAGAGCUUAUGAAAUCUUCCUCCACUUCUUUGCUAUUUAAAUCAGAAGUCAUAAUAUAUUCUACCAAUCAAAUGUUACAGCUGUUUGUCAGAGUUUAGAGUGAUGAAAAGUAGCUAGCUAACGUCAGCUAACCGCUCUCUCAUGUAGCUCAGCUACCUCUGUAGCUCAGCUGGUAGAGCAUGGCGCUUGUAACGCCAGGGUAGUGGGUUCGAUCCCCGGGACCACCCAUACGUAAAAAUGUAUGCACGCAUGACUGUAAGUCGCUUUGGAUAAAAGCGUCUGUUAAAUGGCAUAUUAUUAUUAUUAUUAUUAUUAUUAUUAUUAUUCAGGAGGAUGUUAGAGGAGGGCCUUUUUACUGAAGAAUAUUUUUGUUUCAUAUGAUUGUGUUUUGCUUUUCGUGUUUUGUGUUUGCUUUUCAUGUAGACGGAUUGUGUUAAUUGAAGUGGGUUCGAUUCCCAUGGGGGGACCAGUAUAAAAUAGUACAAAAAUGUAUGCACACAUCUACUAUAAGUUGCUCUGGAUAAGAGUGUCUGCUAAAUGACUCAAAUGUGAAAAUGUGAAAAUGAUAGAUUGUCAAGAAAUGAUUACUGAACAUGCUUUCUUAUCUCCUCAUUACAUACCCAAUGUUACCUUUCUUGUGGUGAUAUUAGAAAGAAGCCAGUUGAAUAUGGAUUAUCAUCUCAAUUCACACUAUAGAUGAUCCCAGGCAUAUAUGUAUACAGUGCCUUCAGAAAGGAGUUGAAUACUUAAUGACUCAAGACAUUUCAGCUUUAGAUUUUUAAUUAUUAUAAUUUUUCUUCUAAAAACAGACUUCCCACUUUUGGCAUUAUGGGUUAUUGACAUUUUCCACAUUUUGUUGUUACAGCCUGAGUUAAAAGUUGAUUUAAUUGAGAUGUUGUGUCACUGGCCUACACACAAUAACCCAUAAUGCCAAAGUGGAAUUAUGUUUUUUAGAAAUGUGUACAAAUUAAAUAAAAAUGUAAAAGCUGAAAUGUCUUGCGUUAAUAGGUUUUCACCCCCUUUGUUAUGGCAAGCCUAAAAAAAAAAAUCAGGAGUAAACAUUUGCUUAACAAGUCACAUAAUAAUUUGCAUGGACUCACUAUGUGUGCAAUACUAGUGUUUAACAUGAUUUUUGAAUGACAACCUCAUCUCUGUACACUACACAUACAGCAAUACUGUAGAGCAGUGAAUUCCAAACACCGGUUAAACCACAAAGACCAGGGAGGUUUUCCAAUGCCUCGCAAAGAAGGGCACCUAUUGGUGACCUUUAAAAAAAAAAAAAAAAAAGCAGACGAUGAAUAUCCUUUUGAGUAUGGUGAAGUUAUUAAUUACACUUUGGAUGGUGUAUCAAUAUACCCAGUCACUACAAAGAUACAGUCGUCCUUCCUAACUCAGUUGCCGGAGAGGAAGGAAACCGCUCAGGGAUUACACCAUGACGCCAAUGAUGACUGUAAAACAUUUACAGAGUUUAAUGGCUGUGAUGGGAGAAAAUUGACGAUGGAUCAGCAACAUUGUAGUUAUUCUGCAAUACUAACCUAAUUGACAGAGUGAAAAGAAGGAAGCCUGUACACAAUAAAUAUAUUCCAAAACAUGCAUCCUGUUUGCAACAAGGCACUAAAGUAGCCCUGCAAAACAUAUGGCAAAGCAAUUCACUUUUAGUCCUGAAUACAAAGUGUUAUGUUUGGGGCAAAUACAAUACCACUCUCCAUAUUUUCAAGCAUAGUGGUGGCUGCAUCAUGUUAUGGCUAUGCUUGUAAUUGUUAAGGACUGGGGAGUUUUACAGGAUAAAUAAGAAACGGAAUGGAGCUAAGCUCAGGCAAAAUCCUAGAGGAAAACCUGGUUCAGUCUGCUUUCCACCAGACACUGGGAGAUGAAUUCACCUUUCAGCAGGACAAUAACCUAAAACACAAGGCCAAAUCUACACUGGAGUUGCUUACCAAGAAGACAGUGAAUGUUCCUGAGUGGCCGAGUUACAGUUUUGACUUAAAUCGGCUUGAAAAUCUAUGGCAAGACCUAGCAAUAAUCAACAACCAAUUUGACAGCUUAAAGAAUAAUGGGCAAAUGUUGCACUAUCCGGGUGUGGAAAGCUCUCAGAGACUUACCCAGAAAGACUCACAGCUGUGAUCGCUGCCAAAGGUGCUUCUACAAAGUAUUGACUCAGGGGUGUGAGCACUUAUGUAAAUUCAUAUAUUUCUGUAUUUCAUUUUAAAUAAAUUUACACAUUUCUAAAAACAUAUUUUCACUUUGUGGGGUAUUGUGUGUAGAUGGGUGAGAGAAUUUUUUUUUUAAAUCCAUUUUGAAUUCAGGCUGUAACACAACAAAUUAUGGAAUAAGUCAAGGGGUAUGAAUACUUUCUGAAGGCACUGUAUAUGGAAGUAGUUUAGUGCAACAAAAAAAAAUGGCUUAAAAUGUGGGUCAAAAAUACUACAAAUAAUUUCCUGAGCUUUCAUAUGUCUCUCAGAUAUAGGACAUUUAAAAACAAACUUCCAUUUGAUUUAUUUCUUCGACUAUCUGUUUUGCCAUGUAUGAUUAUGUUAUUCAAUGUGUUUCUAUGGGCUAAUAGCAGUAAGGCCAAAUUCAAUGUUUUAUCAAUAAAAAAAAUAAAAGUAUUUCAUUAUACCUACAGCGGUCGUAAAAUUCAAAAUCAAAUAGCUAAAUGAUCCUCGGUAUGACCAUCUUAAAACAAUUCCAUAUGUUAGCUUAUUAGAAACCCAGCCCUGGGCCUUUAAACCUUUGGUCGUUUUAUGUAGUUAUAUAAAUAAACAAACUGAGUGAGUAAAACCAAAAAGGGGCACAAACAAAACUAGAGCUAGUGGGCAAUGGCAGCGGACAAACAAAUCUGGUUGCCACGGCAACGGCUCAGCAGCAGAACAGAGGUGCCACAGGCACCAUUUCCCCCCACCUCCCCCCCACCUCCCCCUCAUCACGGAGUCUUUCUCUAUUCCCCCCACCUCCCCCUCAUCACGGAGUCUUUCUCUAUUCCCCCCACCUCCCCCUCAUCACGGAGUCCUUCUCUAUUCCCCCCAGAGGCCAAAAAAAAUCACACAAUGAGGAAAGCUUGUAAACAAUAACUACUGAAGGAGAGGCCAGAAACCCUUUUUCGCAGACCUCUACAAAAAUUGGUGAUGUGAGUAAUCCCAUCUCUUUCACUGACCAGCCAAAUGGAUGGCGCUCAGCAGUCAGCUCUCACUACCCGUCCGUAAAGAAAGAGGGAGUCUGCAAUGGGUGGAAGCUGAAAGUCAGAGAGGUAGCUGGACGACCCAGACAGCACCAUGAUAAAAAAUCCACCUCUACAAGAAUGACAUCUUUUCCAACUUUUUACAUACAGCUAAUAUUCUGACCACUUUCCCAACAAGUUCAACAAAAAAGUUAGAGCAUAUGAAAUCUUCCUCUACUUCUCUGCUAAAUAUAUUCUACCAAUCAAAUCAUAUCUAAAUAUAUUCUACCAAUCAAAUCAUAUCUAAAUAUAUUCUACCAAUCAAAUCAUAUCUAAAUAUAUUCUACCAAUCAAAUCAUAUCUAAAUAUAUUCUACCAAUCAAAUAAUUUCUGCUGUUUGAGUAACUGGACCAACUUAUUUUCUUCAUAACUUUUUGAAACGACUGCAAGUUAAACGAAACAUUUCAGAAUAUUAAAUUGUUCUCUACUUAUCUGCUAUUCAAAUCUAAAAUCAGAACAGUUCUUCCACUACCACAAAAAUACUUGUAAAGAAUGAAAGCAGGCCCCACAACUUUACUUCAUGUAAAGUUACCAUCUAGUUAUGAUUAGUCUGGGAUUGGAAAAAGUCAUGGUGUCUGCUCUUCGUUCAUACAAACACACACUCUCCCAAAUCUGGAGUGGGUGGACGUCUCUUCCUGACCAACAUCUGACUUCAUAUUUGAUACCGCUAUUAGACAGCUGUGGCCUAAUUUCGCCGACACACACACAGCUGACCAGCGUAUGGCUGCGGAAAUUACAUGGUCCAAAAGCCUUUAGUUCAUGGGAAUAGCAGAGGAUUCCAUGAGUAAAGACUUACUCCUUUCUAUGUCCCCCCUCCCUCCUCUCCUCUCCUCCCCCUUUAUCUCCUCCCCUCCCUUCCCCUCUCUUCUCCUUUCCUCUCCUCUCCUCUCUCUUUCUCUCCUCUCCCUCCUCUCCUCUCCUCCCCCUUUCUCUUCCUUCUCUCCUCCCCCUUUCGCUCUCUCUUUCCUCUCCUCUCUUCUCUCUCCUCUCUCAUCUCUCCCUCCACAUUUCCCUCUAUUCUCUCUAGGGGUAA